AUGAACGACCAUCCACAACUGCUCCCGCCCACGAGGCACUCCUCGGGCGGUCACUCCCCCACCCGCCAGCGUCUCCACGAUGACAUCCUGGCCCAGACGUCUCCGGCCGUCGUCGUUCACGCCCUGUCUUCCCCGACCGACGCCUUGGCCUCUUGCCUCGACAGCGCGUCCCCUUCGGAGCGCGAUUUCGCCAUGCGUACCGCGACCGCGUCGCACACCAUAUGGGAGUGGGUGGAUGAGCUCAGCGACUGGCCGUGGCCGUCGGACGGAUCCGCCGGCUUCGAGGUGAGGACCCCGGACCGCACGGCCAUGACCGCCGCCGCGGGGAGGAGCACCGGCACCGGCAAUGUAGACGUCGUCGUCGUGGGCAUCAUGCCCCUGCGCGACGUGCCCGGCUACAUCGCCAGGAUCGACGACGUGUACGCCGAGAUGGAGGCCCUGCAGCUGGACGAGAUCAAGAGCCACGUGAUGGCGAGCUACAUCCUGCCCCUCUCCAGGUCCACCGGUUCCGAAGGCCACUCCGACUCCAGCUGCCUGCGCCUGGGUCUCAUCUACAACAAGAUGGACGAUCUCCCGGCCGUCAUCACCGCCAUCGUCCUCCAGACCCUGCCCAACCUCGCCAGGCUGUCGUACCUGCUGCACAUCUGGGCUAUCCGCCUCGACAUCGUCCAGCGCGUGCCGUCCUUGCUCGCCGCUCUCCAGGAUGCCGAGCUCGCCCUCAGAUCGGGAUGGACCGCCAUCGAGCCUAGGAGGAAGAGUGGCGCCGGCGGCAGCAGGAGCAGCAGCGGCAGCAGCAGCAGCAGGAGCAGUGCGAGCUACAACAACAACAACAACAACAACAACAACAUCGACAACAACAACAAGAACAACAGCAGGAAUGGUUUAGACAAUGACGGAACAAACCAACUCGAACCAGCAGAAGAAGAAGAAGAAGAAGAAAUCACAGCACCCAGCCUCUCCCGUAGAGACUUUGAAGUCAUGAGGACAGUCAUUGCUGCCAAGAUUUCCACCCCCGGCCGUUCCCUGGAUUACAUGCUCGACAAGCUAGAGGGACUGUCCGAUACCCUGCCCGACGCAUGGCUCGAGAGGAUGGAGGUGGUCGAGCGCGGAUACGCUGAGUGGGUUGCCGCCUGCGAGCGCAGGAUCGCAGAAGCCCAGUGGCUCACGGCCCUGUCCGUGAAGGCUGCGCAGACGCCGUCUGCCAGCUCGAGAGCCGCAUCGCCGCAGAGCCGAGCGCCGCCAGGCGAGGAACGACCGCUCGUCGUCAAGAAGCUGAGGGAACCCCCGCGCACCCCUUCGCCGCCCGAGGAUGCCCGGAGGGUGCUCCCCUCCAGAGGGCGCCAGCUCCUGGAUGCCGACGAGUCCUUCGCAUCCAGCAGGCUCCAGGUGCCCACCCCGAUCAAGGAGGAGCAGAGCUUCCCCGAAGACGACGGGACGGACAUGUCCUCGCCGGGCUCACCCCAGCUGCCGCCUCUGCCGCGCAACGACGGAGACGACAGCGACGGUUCGGACACGUCCGUCGUCUUCCACGGACGCCGGUCGAGCCAUUUCGGCCCGUCGAGCGAGCCGCCAGAGGUGCUGGGCUCGCCCAUGGUGCCCAGGACGCGCGUCCGCGAAGCCGAGUACGUCGGCGGCGUGAGCCUCGCCGACAGCCCGCCCAGCUCGCCGCCUCUGCCCGAGGACUCCCAGGCGCAGGCGUCGCCUUCGGACGCCGGCCUGCUCGGCAAGCCCGCGGCGUUCGACGACGCGACCACGCCCAACACGCCCAUCGACGGGUCCUUCUCCGGCUACUUUGACGACUCGUUCGGCCUGGAGAUGACGGCCAGCCCCGGCACGAGCCGUGACGGCUCGGACGAGCAGCUGCGCCAGCAGAUUGGCGAGAUCAUCGACAGGAUCCCCGCCAGGAUCAGGCUGCGGUCCGAGCCGCCCAACCUGAACCCGCCAGACCUGCAGCUCCCCAAGCUCCGGAAGAAGGUGUCGCGUGAGAUGGCAUCGUCGCGGCGCAGCGUGUCGGGCAUGUCCUCCCGCGGAACGACGCCCUCCUUCACCCUGUCGCCGGCCAAGAACCCCCGCCCGCCGCGCCAGCAGCGCGGACAGCAGGACAUCAAGGUCUACCACCUGUCGCGGUCGACGGGCGAGGCGCCCAUCAAGCUCUUCAUCCGGUGCGUCGGCGACAACGGCGAGCGGGUCAUGGUCCGCGUCGGAGGCGGCUGGGCCGACCUGAGCGAGUACCUGAAGGAGUACGCGACCCACCACGGGCGCCGGUCGGCGGGGACCGACAAUGCCAAGGUCGAGGUCCGCGACGUGCCCCGCGUACCCAGCGCCAGCGGGCUGCGACCCUCGGACCCUCGGCUCCGGUCCACGCCGCCCAGCCGGCCGACCUCGGCAUUCGACACCCGCCUCCCCACCACGCCCCUGGCCGUGCGCAAGUCCCGACGCAGCAUCGGCGCCAGCAGCGGCGAAGCCCCUCGGCCCCUCGGACCGGUCACGCCCGGCCAGGGCCAGCAGUACCGGUCCCCCUCGGACGGCGGAUACCCGUCGGCCUCCAGGUCGCGGUCCAACUCGCGCGUCGGCUGGGUGGAGGAGGACAGCUCGUUCCUCGGCCUGGCCGGGCCGUCGGGCAAGAAGGUCGAGAUGAGCGAAGAGAACAGGGCUUGGGUCGAGAGCGUCAAGGAGAAGGUGCGGAUCGCCAGCAGCGAGCACAUGAGGGUCUCACCCUUCAUCCCCUUCGUGCCGUCCAUCCCGCCCCCCCAGCCGUCCGCCACCACCGGCUACUCCCCCUCUGCCUCGCCCUCUGCCGCCUCUGUGGCCUCUGCCGCCUCGGGCCUCUCCCAGUCCGGAUCCCGGACGCCGGAUGACUAUUCCAAGAAGAAAUUCGGCGAGCUAGGUAGGGUCGGCGGGACGAAGAGGCUGUACAGGAGGAGUGAGGCUCUUCAGCAGAAUACCAAGAGGAGUUGA
This is a messenger RNA of Geosmithia morbida, 2958 nucleotides long. RefSeq names its product GAS2 domain protein. The record is from RefSeq and is a predicted model, not a curated record. Gene Ontology annotation, molecular function: microtubule binding. The transcript has a single exon. NCBI's taxonomy places the organism in Eukaryota, Fungi, Ascomycota, Sordariomycetes, Hypocreales, Bionectriaceae. The coding region runs from base 1 to 2958 and encodes 985 amino acids.